AUGACAUCCACACCACACAAUACAUAUGAUUUCAUAAUCGUAGGAGCUGGUCCUGCAGGUCUCUCGCUUGCAGCUCGUCUCUCAUCAUCAUCUUCUCAUCCAUCCGUUCUUUUAAUCGAAGCUGGGGGACCAAAUAACGAUCAAGAAUAUCUCGUCCCCGCUGAAAGAUUCACAUUAUUUGGAACACAACCCACCUUAAACUGGGGAUACAAAACAGAACCAUGUGAGCAUUUAGCUGGACAACAAAUAGAUUAUUCUAGAGGAAAAGGAAUUGGUGGUAGUACCGCUAUAAAUUUCUCAUGUUGGGUAAUAGGUGCAGCCGAAGAUUACGACGCAUGGGCUGAGAAAGUUGGUGAUGAUGCUUGGUCAUGGAUUAAUGUUAAAGAAAGAUUUAAGAAAAUCGAACAUUACCAUGACGAAGUAGCAGAUCAAUAUCGAGAAUUCGUGGACCCGAAACCAGAAGAUCAUGGCACGAGUGGUCCUCUUCAUCUUUCCUAUGCUCCUGUUUGGGAAAAAGGACUUACGGAUGUUUUUAUAGCGGCAAAACAAGCGGGUUUACCGUUAAAUACUGAUGUUAAUUCGGGAAAUCCAAUUGGAAUGGGAAUGGGUUCUUCAUGUAUGCAUGAGGGACUUCGAACAACCGCUUCUUCAUAUUUAUCAUUAAUGGGUCCACGAUUUGAAACCAUUUUAAACUCACCAGUUGCAAAAAUCCUAUUUGAUGGAAAGAAAAUGAAGGGUAUUAGGACGAUUGAUGGUCGAGAAUACUAUGCACAUAAAGAUGUCAUUUUAUCAGCUGGUGCGCUAAAUAGUCCUCAAACCCUCAUGCUUUCAGGAAUAGGUCCUGCUUCUGAACUUCAAAAACAUAAUAUUCCUAUUGUUAAAGAUCUUCCACAAGUAGGAGAGAAUCUUCAAGAUCAUGGUUUUACAACUACGAGCCUUUUGCUCAAGGAAGGAUCAAAUGAUCGGAUGGAAUUUGAGAUGAGUGAAGAAAUGAAAAAGACAGCAAAGGAAGGUUGGAUCAAAGAUAAAAGUGGAAAAUUGGCUGAAUUGUAUUGCGGUGUUCCAAUGGGAUGGUUUAGGAAUGAUAGAGUUUUGGAGUCGAAAGAAUUUGCAGAGUUACCAGAGGAGAAGAAGGCAUUUAUCAGAAAGGAGAAUGUUCCCAUUUUUGAAAUCGCUACUCACGUUCCACCUCUCUAUACAGGAACCCAUAUCCUCUCGCCAAAAGACUGCUACUUAACCUGUCUCUCAUUCAUCAUGAAUCCACAAGCUACAGGUAGCAUUACACUUUCCUCCUCCAAUCCCUCUGAUCCACCGAUAAUCAACGCAAAUUUGAUGAAUCAUCCAUAUGAUCGAAGAGUAUUAAUCGAAGCGGUGAGAAAGACGUUGGAAUUCUUAGACACGCCAAUUUUUAGAGAGAAGACUAUUAAGAUGAUUGGUGUUCCUGAGGGUGGUGUUGAGGCAGGGGAUGAGGAGAUUUGGGAACACUGUCGUAAGAAUCUCUUCAGUAGCUGGCAUAUCUGUAGUACAGUCCGUAUGGGCAAAGACAAAGACGAGAAUACAGCAUGUGUAGAUACGAAUUUCAGGGUAUUAGGAGUAGAGGGAUUAAGAGUUGUGGAUUGUAGUGUGCUUCCGCUUUUGCCUAAUAACCACACACAAUCAACAGCGUACCUAGUAGGUGAAACGGCAGCUGAGAAGAUGAUUGCACAAUAUGCUCUGGAUUCAGUUUAG
Molecule: messenger RNA, 1728 nt
Organism: Sclerotinia sclerotiorum 1980 UF-70
Lineage: Eukaryota; Fungi; Ascomycota; Leotiomycetes; Helotiales; Sclerotiniaceae
Exons: 4
Coding region: 1-1728 (575 amino acids)
Molecular function (GO): oxidoreductase activity, acting on CH-OH group of donors; flavin adenine dinucleotide binding
Source: RefSeq, a predicted model, not a curated record